Molecule: messenger RNA, 1656 nt
Organism: Ylistrum balloti
Lineage: Eukaryota; Metazoa; Mollusca; Bivalvia; Pectinida; Pectinidae
Product: C-Jun-amino-terminal kinase-interacting protein 2-like
Exons: 11
Coding region: 1-1656 (551 amino acids)
Biological process (GO): regulation of JNK cascade
Cellular component (GO): cytoplasm
Molecular function (GO): protein binding
Source: RefSeq, a predicted model, not a curated record
AUGUUGAAGAUUCAGAGACCUCUGUGUACAGAACUCACAUUCAGAUUAACUCAUGACAUAAGUCCAGACCUUUACUGUGAUGAAGAUGACCAUGAUUUGGACCAAGUUAGUCGUGAACAGUUCAUCUUCUCAUGUCUCACCAAAAAGCGUGAGAGCUAUUCUGAUAAAAAAGUGGCCAUUAUAGACAAGUUGACUGACUCAUUGGCAGAACGAAAGAAAUCUAGCUUAAUCGACUUAAAAUUAUCGUCAUCAGAAACAGUAGAAAAAGCAGGUGAAGGAAACCUGUUACAGGAAUGUGUGAAGGAAAAUUUACACGGUAGCUCAGAGAAGGAAAAAAAGUUGGAAAAACCGAAAACAUCUUUUGAUGACAAACAGAAAACAAUAGAACAGUUAAAUAAUGCUAUAAAUGUUCAGUAUCAUUGUAAACAAGACAAUGGAACCACAAAACCCUCAACUUCUGACAAGUACGAACCUGAACUUAAGAAAAUCCCUCGAGAGGAAGUCCAAACAAGACCUCGUCAAUCAACAGUGUCAAAGGUAACAAUUGCUAAACCUGUACGGAAACCUCGCAAACUUCCAGAAAUCCCGAAUAAAUCUCCAGAUGGUGAAACAACUAGUGCACCAGUCAAUGCAAAAUGCUUGGCAGAUGAGCUCCAGGAGGCUUUAGUGCGAGACAGUCGCCAAAAUUCGGUGGAGGAUGACGAUGAUGUGUUUUAUCCAACAGCAUCGGAAGGAAAGUCAAGCUCACCCUCAAAAGUGUACCCCAAGUUUAGCUGUAAAUUUCUAGAGGAACUUAAGACAAUAAACUUUAACAGUGUAUCAAAGAAUACACGACCUUACACAUCCUCUAACAAUGUGUACUUGGAGGAGGAUUCUACGACUGACAGUCAGCGCCACCUGUCUGUGGCCACCAGUAGUAGAAGGAGGAGAAACAGUUCUGGAGGUGAUGGAUCAAAAAGGAAGUCAACCUCCAGUGUGGCAAGUUCUAAUUAUACAGACCUUGAGGUCACCCAUCGAGGAAUGCACAGGUUUAUACCUCGUCACAAGGACGAGAUCUCUGUGGAGAUCGGGGACCCUAUACAUGUUUUCUCUGAAGCUGAUGAUUUGUGGUGCGAGGGUGUAAAUCUGCGAACAUUUCACCGGGGAAUUUUUCCCUCCAUGUAUGCAACAGAUCUUCAGUUCUUGGAGGAUGAUUCAGAAACUGAUGGUACCUACCACUUUAAUAUGCGCUUCCUAGGGUCAGUCGAGGUUAAUGAACACAAAGGGGAUGCUGUCCUCUGUCAAGCAAUCAACAAGAUUGCUCUCUCCCGUCGUUCUGCCAAAUGCUCAACUCCUCCUCCAUUAUGUACAGUAGAAGUCAGUCAGUACGGGAUACGCAUGUUUGAUAAAAGCAAAAGUGGACAUGAAAGCAAAUCAGAUGCAUACACCCACUUCUUUGCCCUGAAGAACAUUUCGUUCUGUGGCUUUCAUCCACGCAAUGAAAGAUACUUUGGAUUCAUAACGAAACAUCCUAAAGCAUACAGAUUUGCCUGUCAUGUAUUUCUGGGAGAGAAAUCCACCCGGAGUGUCAGCGAGGCUUUGGGGAACGCUUUCAAGAGGUUUUACCAGGAAUAUAUGGCAUUUACUCACCCAACUGAGGACAUUUACAUGGAGUAA